This is a messenger RNA of Charadrius vociferus (killdeer), 4857 nucleotides long. RefSeq names its product latent transforming growth factor beta binding protein 2 (gene LTBP2). NCBI's taxonomy places the organism in Eukaryota, Metazoa, Chordata, Aves, Charadriiformes, Charadriidae. Bases 1 to 4857 code for a protein of 1618 amino acids. The record is from RefSeq and is a predicted model, not a curated record. Gene Ontology annotation, molecular function: calcium ion binding. The transcript has 36 exons.
AUGGCGCCAAAUGUCUGCGGCAGACAGUGUUGCCCAGGAUGGACCACGGCUCCCGGCACAAACCGCUGCAUCAAACCUGUCUGUGACCCACCAUGCCAGAACAAGGGCUCCUGCAGCCGUCCCCAGGUCUGUACCUGUCGCUCGGGCUUCCAGGGCUCCCGGUGCGAAGAAGUCGUUCCUGAGCAGGAGUACCACCCGCCCGGUGCCGCCGCUGUCUUCCAGCCCCCUGCAAGCUCCCUCCGGAGGAGGACCAGCACAGCAGGGCGGGAUGCCUCCCUGCGAGGGGCUCAGGCACCUGUUCCACGGCACAUCCCAGCUGUGACUCAGAGCAGAAUUGGCUCUCCUGUCUCCUCCCAGCACACAGGGCCGUCACGGACUGUCCGGCGCUACCCAGCCAGCAGUGGCCAGCUCACAUCUAAUGCACUCCCAAACGGGAAUGGACAUGAGCAGAGCAGCUCUGGGCCACACUCAGUUUCCCAGGAGCACACCUCGUCUGCAAGGGGGGCCAACCUGACAGAGAAGAUUAGGAAGAUAAAAAUCGUCUUCACACCCACCAUCUGCAAACAGACAUGUCGGAGCGGGCGCUGCUACAACAGCUGCGAGAAAGGAGACACCACCACUCUCUAUAGCCAGGGGGGACACGACCACGAUCCCAAGUCCGGCUUCCGCAUCUACUUCUGCCAGAUCCCCUGCCUGAACGGAGGGCGCUGUGUGGGCCGAGAUGAGUGCUGGUGCCCCUCCAACUCCACGGGGAAGUUUUGCCACCUGCCAGCUCCCUCUCUGGAAAAGAAGCAAGGAGGGAGAGCCCCAAAGACCCUGGCUGGUGGUUCCAUGAAGCAGUCAAUGUACACCCUGCCCUUGUCCAAUCAGCUGGCUUCCCUAAACCCUUCCCUGGUGAACGUCCACAUCAACCACCCUCCAGAAGCCACUGUGCAGAUUCACCAGGUGGCCAGGGUGCGGGGUGACACAGAGGUGUCGGAGGAGAACAGCGUGGAGGCUGUCCUGGUGCCUCAGAUGGCUGCUGUGCCCUGGUACACCUACGCCCACGGGAAUGGCAACAGCAUUGCCACGGAGAACAGCCAGCAGCAGCAGAGAGCCCCGGGGCUGCUGGGCAGGUGCUUUCGGGAAGCUCUCCAUGGGCAGUGCACCAACCCCCUGCCAGGGCUGACCAAGCUGGAGGACUGCUGCGGCAGUGUGGGGCUCUUCUGGGGUGUGGACCAGUGCCUGGCCUGUCCCCCCCGGCCAGCACACCCUGUGAUUGAGAAUGGGCAGGUGGAGUGUCCCCAAGGAUACAAGAGGCUGAACCGGAGCCACUGCCAAGAUAUCAACGAGUGCUUGAUGCAGGGCCUGUGCAAAGAUGCUGAGUGUGUGAACACCCGUGGCAGCUUCCGCUGCACCUGCAAGCCUGGCACCAUGCUGGACCCAUCCCGUAGCCAUUGUAUCUCGGACAAAGCGGUGUCAAUGGAGCAGGGGCUGUGUUACCGCUCGGCAGCCGGAGGCGUGUGCUCCUUCCCCCUUUCCCAUCGCAUCACCCAGCAGAUCUGCUGCUGCAGUCGCGUCGGCAAGGGCUGGGGGAAGAAUUGCGAGGAGUGCCCUGUGCCUGGCUCAGAAGCCUUCAAGGAGAUUUGCCCAGCAGGACAUGGCUACACCUACUCCAGCUCUGAUAUCCGCCUGUCGAUGAGGAAGGCAGAGGCAGAAGAGCUGCCCCUCAGCUUGGAAGAGCACGGGAAGAGCAGCAACUGGACGUUGGGCUGGGCAGGAAGGAGACAGCGACUGCAAGACAGCCUGCAUAGUAGCAUCCUGGAGGCAUUCCCCCACCCUGGCGCCUCGGCAGGAGAGGGUGAAGUUUCUCCUGCUGCGCAGGGUGCUGCUGUUGCCACUGCAGAGCCCGCCGCACGCAGAGAGGAAGAGGAGUCCUGGCAUGGUCCUCCCCACCCUGGCCACACCAGCACCUGGGAUGCUGCUGCUCCAACACAGAUGCCAGCGCAGGGCUCGGGGGUCAGCAGCUGUGCCUCUUCACCCCUCUCCUGUGGAGCCGGUGCUUGCGUGCUUACUCCAGAGGGAUACAGCUGCUUGUGCCACCCCGGCUACACGUUGGACCCCAGCCGCCUCCACUGCACCGAUGAAGACGAGUGCCUGAAAGAUCCUUGCGCGGGAAAAGGUCGCUGCAUCAACAGCGUGGGCUCCUAUUUGUGCCUCUGCUACUCUGGGUACACCCUGGCUGUCUCGGAGGGCAAGCAGAGCUGUCAGGAUCGAGAUGAAUGUGAGCAGCCCUCUACCUGCCGGGGACAGCGAUGCAUCAACACUCCUGGCUCCUACCGCUGCGAGUGCAAGGAGGGCUUUGUCAUGGGCCCCAGAGGACAGUGUGAAGAUAUCAACGAGUGUGUGGAUCCCAGCCCUUGCCCCCGCGGGAAGUGUGUCAAUACGCUAGGCUCCUACAAGUGUGUCAGCUGCGGGGAUGGCUACCAGCCCAGGAAUGGGAGAUGUGUUGAUGUGGACGAGUGUCUUGUGGAGGGGACCUGUGCUCACGGGCGUUGUGUCAACCUGGACGGCUCCUUCCGCUGUUCCUGCUACCAGGGCUAUGAGUUGGCACCUGAUGGGAAGAGCUGCCAAGACGUCGAUGAGUGCGCUGCACAGGCUGCCUGUCCCUCUGGACUCUGCCUCAACACCGAGGGCUCCUACUCCUGCAUGGCUUGUGAUGCUGGCUACGCCGUGUCCAGAGAUGGCAGCACAUGUGAAGAUAUGGAUGAGUGUGAGAACCCUGCUGUUCAGUGCCUGGGGGGAGACUGCAGGAACACCCUGGGCUCCUACGAGUGCCACUGCCAGGCUGGCUUCGAGCUCAUCAACGGCACUGCGUGUGAAGAUGUGAACGAGUGCCUGAACAGCGAGAUCUGCAGCCCCAAUGGCGAGUGUCUCAACAGUCAUGGAUCUUACUUCUGCAUUUGUGCUCCUGGCUUCUCGAACGUGGCUGGUAGAGUCAGCUGCCAAGAUGUGGAUGAAUGCGCAGACAAGUCCCGGUGCUCGCAAGGCCAGUGCCUGAACACAGAAGGCUCCUACAGGUGUCUGUGUGAAAAUGGGUUCAAACACUCCCAGGAGACUGAUGACUGCGUGGACGUGGAUGAGUGUAAAGAGUACGGGGAUGCCAUCUGUGGCACGUGGCGGUGCCAGAAUAGCCUGGGCUCCUACCGUUGUAUCAUGGGCUGCCAGCCCGGCUUCCACUGGACCCCCUUGGGUGACUGCAUUGACAUAGAUGAGUGCGCCAACGAGACGCUGUGCGGGAGCCACGGCUUCUGUGAGAACUCAGAUGGCUCCUUCCGCUGCCUCUGCGACCGUGGCUAUGAGAGCUCACCCUCCGGGCACUACUGCGUUGAUGUGAAUGAGUGCGAGCUGAUGGUUGCCGUGUGCGGGACUGCACUCUGCGAGAACGUGGAGGGAUCCUUCCUCUGUCUCUGCCCCAGCGACCACGAGGAGUAUGACACAGAGACAGGGCAAUGCCAGCCCCGAGCAGCCAUGGAGGGCCCUGAGACACACGCAGCCCACCUCUCUGACAGCGCAGAGCGCAAGCAGUGCUACUACCACAUCAGUGACGUUCGCCUGUGUGACAGCGUCCUGGCCAAGAACAUCACCAAGGAGGAGUGCUGCUGUACUGUGGGGGCAGCCUGGGGUGACAACUGUGAAACUUACCCCUGCCCCAUCCUGGGCACAGUGGAGUACCAAGAGAUCUGCCCUCUCGGGAAGGGCUAUGUUCCCCAGGAAGAUCUGCUCUCAGGAAAAGUCUCUUUCACAGACAUGGACGAGUGUGAGAUAUUUGGCUCCGAAUUCUGCCGCAACGGACAGUGUUUGAACACGGUGCCGGGCUACAAGUGCUUCUGCCGUACAGGCUACUACUAUGACUCCAGCAAGCUUGAGUGUGUGGACCAGGACGAGUGUCAGAAUGAAGUGUACUGCAUCAACGGCGAGUGUCUGAACACGGACGGCUCUUACCACUGCUUCUGCAGCCUCCCCCUCGUGCUGGAUGCCACCGGCAACCGGUGCGUGAACCUCUCCAGCAGAGCAGAUGCCUUGGAGGAGUACGAAAUCCACCUGGAUGUCUGCUGGCAGACCGUCGCCGACUACAUCUGCCAAGACCUGCUGCACGGCGAGCAGACCACGUACACCGAGUGCUGCUGCCGGCUCGGCGAAGCCUGGGGCCAGAACUGCGCGCUCUGUCCGCACAGAUCCUCCGCUGAUUUUGCUUUCCUGUGUAAUGGGGCCAGUGAAGACAGUGAGAGAGGGGCUGAGCUCCGAGAAAGACCUCGGUAUGAGUAUGGACCAGGCUUGGAAGACCCCCACUAUGGCCUUCCCAGCCCAGAUAUUGGCCCCUACUACAACUACCUGGAGUCCGAGUAUGGAAACCCCGAUUCUGGUUUCCCUCGGAGGGAACCCAACGGCGAGUUUCGUGGUAGCCCUCUCCACUAUGGGCCAGGGCGGACCUCACCCCGCUAUCUGCCCAGCCAAACUGGCCUCUACGAGGGCUUCGAGGGGCUGCAGGCUGAGGAGUGCGGGAUCCUCAACGGCUGUGAGAACGGGCGCUGCGUGCGUGUCCGGGAGGGCUACACCUGCGACUGCUUCGAUGGCUUCCAACUGGACAUGACCCGCAUGGCCUGUGUGGACAUCAACGAGUGUGAGGAGGUGGGCGGCCCUGAGCCCCUGUGCCGGGGCAGCACCUGCGAGAACACGGAAGGGUCCUACCGAUGCCGCUGCUUGCCAGGCUACGUGGCCCUGGCCCAGCCCCCCCCCUCCCGACAAGCCUCACCCACGCCGCGGGUGCUGGCCCCGCUCCUCGUGAAGCAUCCAGCCUUCAGGCCAGAGCUUUGA